UCCAUCAUGAUGCUCAACUCAGACACGGUGGAGCUGGACAUACCUCCCACCCACUCGGAGACCGAGUCAGGCUUCAGCGACUGCGGGGGCGGGGCGGGCCCCGACGGGGCUGGGCCUGGGGGUCCCGGAGGGGGCCAGGCCCGGGGCCUGGAGCCCGGAGAGCCCGGCCGGAAAGACCUGCAGCACCUGAGCCGGGAGGAGCGGCGGCGCCGGCGCCGGGCCACGGCCAAGUACCGCACGGCCCACGCCACGCGAGAGCGAAUCCGCGUGGAAGCCUUCAACCUGGCCUUCGCCGAGCUGCGCAAGCUGCUGCCCACGCUGCCCCCCGACAAGAAGCUGUCCAAGAUCGAGAUCCUGCGCCUGGCCAUCUGCUACAUCUCCUACCUGAACCACGUGCUGGACGUCUGA
This is a messenger RNA of Callorhinus ursinus (northern fur seal), 408 nucleotides long. RefSeq names its product nescient helix-loop-helix 1 (gene NHLH1). NCBI's taxonomy places the organism in Eukaryota, Metazoa, Chordata, Mammalia, Carnivora, Otariidae. Gene Ontology annotation, molecular function: protein dimerization activity; RNA polymerase II cis-regulatory region sequence-specific DNA binding; DNA-binding transcription factor activity, RNA polymerase II-specific. The record is from RefSeq and is a predicted model, not a curated record. Gene Ontology annotation, biological process: regulation of transcription by RNA polymerase II.